UGAGAAUUCAGUUAUUGAGGUUCCAAUGGUUUCGUUUGAAUGUUCAAUUUUUCGUACAAAGCGAAUUUGUUUGUCUGUGUACGCUCGCGUUUUGGUUAGUUGACAAGCAUGCAGCGUUUAACGUUGAGGCGAAGACUGUCGUACAACACCAACUCCAACAAAAGGAAGAAAGUCAAAACUCCUGGAGGAAAAGUUGUCUACAUAUAUGUGAAGAAGCGAGGGACAUUUCCUAAAUGCGGGGACUGCAAAAUCAAACUUUUUGGUAUUAAGCCUUCAAGACCUCGAGAGAGGACUUCAAUGAGCAAACGAUUGAAGACUGUCAAUCGACCUUAUGGGGGAUCACGAUGCCACACCUGUGUUCGCAAUCGUGUAAUACGUGCAUUCAUGAUGGAGGAGCAAAAAGUGCUCAAACAACUCGUCAAGGAGCAGAAGAGAAGAGAAAAGAAAGCGAAUCCUGUAGAACACAAGAAAAAAUAAAAAAGAAUUGAUGUGACGG
Molecule: messenger RNA, 496 nt
Organism: Trichobilharzia szidati
Lineage: Eukaryota; Metazoa; Platyhelminthes; Trematoda; Strigeidida; Schistosomatidae
Source: the annotation of a GenBank genome assembly